AUGGAAGAGGAACAACAAGCUGCUAGACGCCCAUACGAGGCUGCAAUAGACAAAUUUAUCAUGGAAUCCGAAGGACAGCCUCCAACGCCAGGGAAACGCUUCGAAUUGUACUUGGCUGAGAUCGACGAACCGAGCCAGUACGACCUCCCAGACCGUACAAAAAGCGAGCCAACUAUGGCAACAGGAUACUUCACAGUUGCCACUACAGAUCAUGCCAAAUUCUCACCUUCACUAGCAAGCGAACUCACUAAUCAUUCUGCAGCUCACUAUCUUAGCUGCUUGCUAGGGCUACUUAUUGAUACUGGCGCUGUAGCAUUCUCAACGGCUGGAUACGCUUAA
This is a messenger RNA of Talaromyces stipitatus ATCC 10500, 339 nucleotides long. RefSeq lists its product as uncharacterized. The record is from RefSeq and is a predicted model, not a curated record. The transcript is spliced from 2 exons. Bases 1 to 339 code for a protein of 112 amino acids. Lineage: Eukaryota; Fungi; Ascomycota; Eurotiomycetes; Eurotiales; Trichocomaceae.